This is a messenger RNA of Lathyrus sativus (Indian pea), 2901 nucleotides long. The record is from the annotation of a GenBank genome assembly. NCBI's taxonomy places the organism in Eukaryota, Viridiplantae, Streptophyta, Magnoliopsida, Fabales, Fabaceae.
AUGUGGGCUCUAAGAGUUCAUGGAUAUGUCUUGGUUUUGUCAUUUUGUUUCAUUACAUUCAUGGUUACCUCACAAAAAACAGAUCCUUCAGAAGUAAGAGCACUGAUAGACAUCAAAAAUAGUUUGAUUGAUCCAAUGGGCAAACUGAGGAAUUGGAAUAAGGGCGAUCCAUGUGCAGCACACUGGACUGGAAUUUGGUGUUUCGAUAAAAAGGGCGAUGAUGGUUACUUCCAUAUCCGCGAGCUCUACCUGAUGACUAUGAAUCUCUCGGGCACUCUAGCGCCGCAGCUUGGUAUGCUUUCCCAACUCAACAUAAUGGAUUUCAUGUGGAACAAUCUGACUGGCACGAUACCAAAAGAAAUUGGACGCAUUACAUCAUUGAAACUCUUGCUCUUGAAUGGAAAUAAAUUAUCUGGCAGUUUACCAGAUGAGCUUGGCAACCUUAGGAAUAUGAACAGACUCCAACUAGAUGAAAACCAACUAUCAGGUUCUGUGCCAGAAUCGUUAGCGAAUUUGGUCAACGUUAGACACCUCCACAUGAACAACAACUCGUUCACCGGUCAACUUCCAUCCAAACUUUCAAACCUAUCCAAUCUUAUGCAUUUGCUUUUGGACAACAAUAACUUAUCGGGAUAUCUUCCACCAGAAUUCUCCAAGUUACACAGUUUGGAAAUACUGCAACUUGAUAACAAUAAUUUCAGCGGAAAUGGAAUUCCUUCCACUUAUGAAAGAUUACCCAAGCUUGUAAAAUUGAGUCUGAGAAAUUGCAGUCUGCAAGGAGCUAUUCCCGAUUUAAAUUCAAUACCAAGUCUUAAAUAUUUGGAUCUUAGCUGGAAUCAGUUCACUGGACCUAUACCGUCAAGUAAUCUUUCAACCAAUAUGACAACCGUUGAUCUGUCACAUAACAAACUCAACGGAUCAAUUCCUCGAGGCGGAAUAUAUCCUUAUCUUCAAAGAUUGCAACUAGAGAACAAUUUACUGUCUGGCUCCUUUCCUGCUACCAUAUGGCAGAACAUAUCCUUCAGCAAAAAGGCAAAACUUAUAAUUGACUUUCAUAACAACUUACUUUCUGACGUUUUCGGAGAUCUGAAUCCCCCAGCAAAUGUUAUCAUAAGGCUUUCUGGAAAUCCUGUUUGCGAGAACUCCACCAUACAAAGAAUUGGUCAAUAUUGCGGUAAAGAAGGGCGUGAAGUAGAUGAAGAUUUUACAACGUCAACGGCUGUCUGUCCCGUUCAAGCUUGUCCAGUAGAUAAUUUCUUUGAAUAUGCACCCUCACCCUCAUCCCCUCCAGAUCCUUGUUUUUGUGCGGCGCCUCUAAGAAUUGGAUAUAGGCUUAAAAGUCCAAGUUUUUCGUACUUUCCUCCCUAUAAAACUAGUUUCAAAACAUACUUGACUAAGUCCUUAAACUUAGACUUCAAUCAGUUAUCGGUAGAUUCUUACGAAUGGGAAGAGGGGCCUCGUCUCAGAAUGAAUCUGAAAAUUUUCCCUUCAUACAAUGAUUCUCGCUCUCAUAUAUUCAACACAAGUGAAGUCCUUCGCAUUGCCAGCAUCUUUUCGUCAUGGAGAUUUCCUCACACGAUUCUUUUCGGACCAUAUGAACUCCUGAAUGUCACUCUUCUAGGACCUUAUGCAAAUAUAAUUAUUAAUACAGAUAGCAGAAAGAGAAAAACAGGCAUUAUUGUUGCUAUUAUAAUCGGAGCCGUUGCUGCUGUUUUAGCAAUGACCGCAACAAUCAUGCUUCUAAUUUUUAGAAGAAAUUCGAAAUAUAUGCACUUGAUUUCCAGGAAACGAAUGUCCUCUAAUGUAUGUAUCAAAAUAGAUGGUGUGAAAGCAUUCCCUUUGAAAGAGCUGACUCACGCCACUAACAAAUUUGAUAUCUCGACUAAAGUUGGGGAAGGAGGUUAUGGAAAUGUCUAUAAGGGCAUUUUAUCCGAUGAAACAUUUGUUGCCGUUAAGCGAGCAGGAGAAAAUUCAUUACAAGGGCAAAAAGAGUUCUUGACUGAGAUUGAGCUUUUAUCGAGGUUACAUCAUCGAAAUCUUGUCUCCCUAUUAGGCUAUUGUAAUGAAGAAGGAGAGCAGAUGCUGGUUUAUGAAUUCAUGCCCAACGGCACACUAAGGGAAUGGAUUUCUGGUAAAAAUAAAAAAUUCAACAAAGGUCUUAGCUUCUGCAUGAGGUUACGGAUUGCAAUGGGUGCGGCGAGAGGAAUACUAUAUCUGCAUACAGAGGCUAACCCUCCUAUAUACCAUAGAGAUAUUAAAGCCAGUAACAUACUUCUAGACUCCAAGUUUACAGCUAAAGUGGCUGAUUUUGGAUUGUCACGGCUUAUACCAUACUCAGAUGAAGAGGGAACUGUACCUAAAUAUGUGUCGACCGUUGUGAAGGGAACACCGGGUUACUUGGAUCCAGAAUAUAUGAUGACUCAUAAGUUAACUGAUAAAAGCGAUGUAUACAGCCUAGGAAUUGUGUUGUUAGAACUUUUGACUGGCAUGCAUCCGAUAUCACGAGGGAAAAACAUUGUCCGCGAGGUUAAUCUGGCUUGUCAAAAUGGCACGAUGGAUUCAAUCAUAGAUACCAGAAUGGGUGAGUAUCCAUCUGAAUGCUUAGACAAGUUCUUAGCUCUGGCCCUCAGUUGCUGUCACGAUCGACCAGAUGAGAGACCAUCCAUGAUGGACGUUGUGAGGGAAUUGGAGGACAUUAUUGCCUUGUUACCUGAAACUGAGAGUGAAAUUUGUUUCUCAGAUGUUUCCUUAGAUAAUUCUGGUAAAAUGGUGCCCUCGUCUUCCUCAUCAGCGACGACAUCGGGGAACAUUAUGACAAGAAAGGACCAGCAGCACAUGUCUGCAGAUGUGUCUGGAAGUGAUCUUAUCAGCGGCAUCGACCCUACUAUUGUUCCGCGUUGA